AUGAAUCUUGUUCAAGAAAAAAUUACUAAAAUCCUUGAAGAUGGUGGUAUGAAUGAUAAGCAUAAGAAAAGAGAAUUAAUAGAAAUACUCAAAAAAGCCUGUCCUAAAACAGAAAAUAGUAAGAAUUUACAAAAGGAAAAUUUGAAGAAUUUGCAAAAGGAAAAUUUGAAGACUGG
Messenger RNA from Dentiscutata erythropus, 176 nucleotides. The record is from the annotation of a GenBank genome assembly. Lineage: Eukaryota; Fungi; Glomeromycota; Glomeromycetes; Diversisporales; Gigasporaceae.